AUGCUUCAACAAUCCUACCGCAUCUUGUUUGCACAUAAUGAUCUCCAGCCUCAGAAAAUCAUGAUAAAAGAUGGAAACCCGGGGGGGUUGAUAUCCGGAGUACUGGAUUUUGGUAAGGCUCUACUUAUAUGGGGCUGGAAGAGUGAAUGGACAGACUACGUGGUGCAAAUUCUUCAAUUAUAUCACGCUGAAUUCUUCAUGUACUCUUUGAUGGAGAAGCUAUUGAUUUAG
Molecule: messenger RNA, 231 nt
Organism: Penicillium hordei
Lineage: Eukaryota; Fungi; Ascomycota; Eurotiomycetes; Eurotiales; Aspergillaceae
Exons: 2
Coding region: 1-231 (76 amino acids)
Source: RefSeq, a predicted model, not a curated record